Messenger RNA from Numida meleagris (helmeted guineafowl), 3888 nucleotides. It is a transcript of the gene GCNT7, whose product is annotated as glucosaminyl (N-acetyl) transferase family member 7. Gene Ontology annotation, molecular function: acetylglucosaminyltransferase activity. The record is from RefSeq and is a predicted model, not a curated record. Gene Ontology annotation, cellular component: membrane. The transcript has 4 exons. Lineage: Eukaryota; Metazoa; Chordata; Aves; Galliformes; Numididae. The coding region runs from base 2275 to 3573 and encodes 432 amino acids.
UCAGUGUUCAGAUUCAGAAAGGUUAUCCCUUCUGAUUAAGGCGUUCUCUGGCAGGUGUUUGUCCUACAAUAUCACAAGGUCUCCUUGCUGCACCUUGUUUAUACUGGGACUUGAAAUACAUAUGAAGGUAUUUGCCGCAGUUCCUUGAUGCUUUUGCAGCACCUUGAGCAGAAGACACUCCAAUGAACUUGAACACUAAUCUGAAAUGGACAAAGGCAUUAGAACAGCAGCUUGCAGACCCCUGGGUGAGACUCGGGGUAACUGAAGAGCUGCACGCCCAAGGGAUUUGCACUGAAGGACGUGCUGGACACGCUGCAUAGGUUUUGUCCAAGUGUCCUUCCAGGAUCCAAUCACGAAAGCAUAAAAGUACAUUCGUUACACCAAAAUGGUUUAACGUACAUCAAGGAAUUAUUUAAAGCUUGUGCAUGUAUAAUUAAGAAGUCUUCCAAAUCUGAUAUUUGUACAUUUAUGUAUAUGCUGCAUAUCCUACAAUCUACGUGUCUGUAACACACACACAUAUACACACCCACCUACCAUCAACUUCACAAAACACACACCCAAAGACUUGAAAUCAUGUGAACAAUAAAGGAAUUUAAUAGGGUAGGAUAGUUGCCUUUGUUAGAGAACAAAAGUUGUCUUUUUCUUCUUAAGUAAUAUCAACAUCAUCUUAUGUGGCCGAAACUUAGAAGACAACAUUUGUAGCCGACUUCUUGCUGUAAAUUGAUUCUAAUAGGGAUUUUUUUUGUUCAGUGUUUAAGGUGUAGUUCUGCCCAUGACUAUUACAGCCUCAUAAUGCAAUUAGAUAACAGGCAAAUACAUUUCCACUACCUGGAUAUUUACAUCAACGUUAAAAUUUAAUGUCCUACAGAAACCUGAAAGUCAUUUUCUGAACUACGAACGCUAAUUAACUCCUGCAGUCCUCCUUCAUGUGACCAUUAGGAGCGAGGCAGAAGGAAUGGAUGCUUCUCCAAAAAGAGUCCUCACCAGAGCAGGGAACGUGCAUCCCCACAACCCGCCCAUCCCUCCUUAGACAGGGCAGCAUUCAGGGAUGGGGCAGAGCACACAUGCUGUUCAGCCAAGGACCAAGCCAGUAUUCAUUCACCAGCCACACAAGCUCGAUGUAUUAACAGCUACAAGAGACAGUAAUCGUUAACUAAAAACAUGUUCUGGGAGAGCUUUCCAGAAGCUCCCUCACAGGAAGGGCAGCACGGCAGGAGCUGUGAGCACCAUUUCUGGCACCGUGUCCGAGCAGCAACGGGACAAAGGCUGAAUGAUCACCUGGGAGGAGCAGGGCAGUCUCCUACACAUGGAGCAUGGCACAGAACGUGUGCUUUCUCUCAGGAGUUACAGCAGCCACCACAUCAGGCUGCCCAAGCCGCAGCCUCUAUUCACAGAGCUUCCCUUCAAGUCAGUGAUAAUUCUCUAUCUGCCGUACCCGCAGCUGUGCCCUAAUUUACAUUGAGGUUUUCUGUUUAUUUCCGAGCAAUACUCUAUUUUUACCUGUACGUAUCCAAAACACGCCAGCCUUCCCCCUUAUUGCCAGCGCUUUGUAAGUCCAGUAAACCUGAACUGUUCAUUUUUCACUUACUAAAAAACCCCGAGAAUCCUAAUAAAACUACAAACAGGAAAGGGUUUGGGAGGAUGACAUUUCAUCCAGUAUCUGUUUGGCGUCAGACACCAGAAGUGACCGGGGCGAUUCUUUCCCAUGCUUCUUUGCUGCAAUCUGGAAAGUUUCAGCAUGCAAACAGUUAAGAAGGGGGGGGGGGAGGAGGAGGGAGGGCGACUUUCCCUUCCGUUCUCAUCAUCUAGCACGCUCUGCUAGCAGCACUGGGGUUAAAGCCUCGGAGGUAAACCACGACUAUUUAUAAUCAGCAGCAAUGUACUCUACAUAUCUGAAAGCCUGAUUUCAGGCCUUUUAAAGACUGUCUCUGAACAGCGGCACCAGAAAUCUGGAGAAGCUCAAGUUUUCUCUUAUUAUCCUGAAGCAGAGGACAUUUCUUCCGAAGCUGAACAGCACUGCUGCAGAAUAAAUAUGCUAAGCAUCGCAGGAAACCAGACCAAGUCCUAAACAAACUCAUGUUAAUGUUUAACCCCUUUCAGUUACAUGAAAUUUCCACACAAGCAACAGAAUGAAGAACGCUGGCUGAAUUUUGCUGAAGGACAACAGGACUCUAUUUAUUUUUAUUACGCUGCCUUCUCCUGCCUGAUUCUGGACAAGAUAACCUGCGUGCUUAACUAAACUAUGAUCAGAAGGCAGUAUCUAGAUAAUAAAAGAUGAACCCACUUGAUGCAACAAAAUCAGGAUUUUUACUCUGCAUUGCUGUCUGUAUGUUCAUCUACACCUUCAUCUACCUGAAGGACGCACUUCCUGCAGGGACAGACAAACAGAAGUUUAGCGCAGAUACAGCAGAGUGUGGAUUUUACCCAGAUGAACUUUGUUCAGCUCUUUUUGUGGGGAAAACCGCUGCUCUUAAAAUUGGAAGCUUUUGUCAGAACACCCACCGCCCUGCACCGCUCGGCUGCAUCCAGACCUCAUGCAACUGCUCCACGGUUUUGAAGGCUCUGCACUUCAUAACGAGACCGCUGUCGGAUGAAGAAGGAAAUUUCUCACUGGCUUACAUUAUCACAAUUCACAAGGAGCUGGAAAUGUUUGUAAAGCUCCUAAGAGCUAUUUAUAUGCCUCAGAAUAUUUACUGCAUACACGUUGACGAGAAGUCACCAACCGAUUACAAAGCUGCUGUGCAGAACAUUGUUAAUUGCUUCGAAAACAUUUUUAUUUCCUCAAAAAGGGAAAAUGUCGUUUAUGCAGGAUUUUCAAGAUUACAAGCUGAUAUUAACUGCAUGAGAGACCUAGUUCGUUCCAAAACUCAGUGGAAUUACGUUAUUAAUCUAUGUGGCCAAGAUUAUCCUAUUAAAACGAACAAAGACAUUAUAAAGUACAUCAAAAGUAAAUGGAAUGGUAAAAAUAUGACUCCCGGGGUAGUCCAACCACUUCACAUGAAACACAGGACGCAGGUUAGUUACCGAGAAUACGUGCGUUCUGGAACGUCAUACGUGUAUCCGACAAAGAAUGCGAAAACUAAACCUCCCUACAAUUUGACUAUAUAUUUUGGGAGUGCCUAUUACGUAUUAACUAAAGAGUUUGUAGAGUUUACACUGAGUGAUGCACGUGCAAAAGAGUUGCUUGAAUGGUCAAGAGACACGUACAGCCCGGAUGAACACUACUGGGUGACACUGAACCGCCUGCACGAUGCUCCAGGUGCUACACCAAAUGCAGACUGGGAAGGACACAUACGAGCCAUUAAAUGGAAAGACCAAGAAGGAAGCGCACACAAAGGCUGCAAAGGUCAUUACAUCAGAGACAUCUGUGUCUAUGGACCAGGGGAUUUACAGUGGAUUAUUGAAUCGCCCCACUUGUUUGCCAACAAAUUUGAGCCUGCAACGUACCCACUCGUGAUGGACUGCCUGGAGAGACGCCACAGGCUGAAAGUGCUGCACCAGGCAGAGGUCCCAAUUGAAGAUCACUGGCGUUUGCAGGAAGAUAACUAUUUCAACAUGAAGCUGAAUGUUUGAGGUUAACUGAAAUGUAAGCAUAUACCCAAAAUACUGAGAACCCAUCAAUAUUUUCAUCCAUAGACUGCAUUCACUUGGUGCACCUCAUGCCGUAACGCUGUGCUACUGUUCCACCAGUGAAAGAAGCAGAUAUUGUUACUCACUACAGUCAAAGAAAGAGCAAUGACUGCUAAAGGAUUAAUUCUUAGGGAAAAUGACAUCUACAUCUGUAACAAGGGGGAAGUUCAUCAUCUUCUAAGUGACUCGUUUAACUGGAAUAUACACAUUCCCCAUGUCUGUAGCUGAAAAAAGGAGGACUGAGUGGUAUGAAAGUAA